Molecule: messenger RNA, 2848 nt
Organism: Andrographis paniculata
Lineage: Eukaryota; Viridiplantae; Streptophyta; Magnoliopsida; Lamiales; Acanthaceae
Product: probable helicase MAGATAMA 3
Exons: 19
Coding region: 87-2552 (821 amino acids)
Molecular function (GO): helicase activity
Source: RefSeq, a predicted model, not a curated record
GAAGUAUUUCAAAACUGUUUUUAAACCCUCAAAUCUUUGCGAGUCUGAUGCUAAAACCCUCGAAGCCGUUAACUGCUUGAAUUCCCAUGGCGAUCGACAAGACCAAGAUAGAAGAAGAAAGCUGCGUUCUUCGAUUUUAUAAAAUAGUUCUCGGUUGGGAUUACCUCCGCCUCGUCAAAGAAUCCGAUAAGCGAAAUUUCGAUAAAAAUGCUAGCGAGGGAAGGUAUUCGGGACUGAAAGAAGUCAAGAACACGUAUAAAGAUGUCGAUGAUUAUCUUGGUACGUUUGAGCCAUUGCUAUUUGAAGAAGUUAAAGCGCAAAUUCUUCAACAAAAGGACGAGGAGGAAGAGACAGAAUGGCAGCAAGCAAUUGUGGCAGAAUGCAGUGAAAUUGAUGGAUUUCAUUUACCUAUGGUCAUAUGUUCUGAUGAAGAUACAAUAUCUCAGAAUGAUCUUUUGUUGCUAUCGACCAAGAAGUUUGGUGAGGGCAAACAGUUGCCGAGUACAUAUGCAUUUGCAUUAAUUGAGCAUCGUCAACAGGAUAAGAUAAGACUCAGGCUAUUUUUGAAGGGAGAAGUCAGAAACUUUAAUACAGAUGAUGUUCAGACUUGCCCCAGGCUAAUAAACAUGCUUCCUGUUGUUACUGAAGUGCAAAGAUGUUUUUAUUUUAUGAAGAUUUGCAGCUUAUCAACUAUAGUUCGUGAAUAUGUUGCAAUGCGAUCCAUUGGUUCUCUCCCAUUCAAGGAUUUGAUAUUAAAAGCAGCGGAAACUGACAAUAGCUCCAGUGAUCGUGAAUGGAAACUAUCAAAAACUCUAUCUGACUUUAUUGAAAGCAAUCUCAAUAAGUCACAGCUGGAGGCCAUUCAUGCGGGUCUGUCACGUAAAUCAUUUGUGUUGAUACAGGGCCCUCCAGGGACUGGGAAAACGCAAACUAUACUUGGGAUCCUCAGUGCUAUUCUGCAUGCUACUCCAGCUAGGGUACACACCAAUAAGGAAAAAUUGGCAGGGAUAAAUCCUAGGCCUGAAUUAACUAAGGAGGAAAAACUCUAUCACUUGAAGAAAUCAUCUCCAUGGUUAUUUGGUAUCCCUAAUCCUCGAGAUGUAAUCAUGCCUAUAGAUGGCGACGAUGGAUUUUUUCCAAUGUCUGGAAAUGAAAUGAAACCAGAAGUGAUCAAUUCCAACCGAAAGUAUCGUGUCCGUGUCCUAGUAUGUGCACCCUCAAAUUCUGCCCUUGAUGAGAUUGUCUUUCGUCUAUUAAAGACUGGUGUUCGUGAUGAAAAUGGCUGUGCAUACAACCCUAAAAUUGUGCGAAUAGGUCUAAAAGCACAUCACUCAGUCCAGUCUGUUUCAAUGGAUUACUUGGUCGAGAAAAAACUUGCAGGCGUGGACUCCCAAGUUGGGGACAAGCAAAAACAAGGAAAUGUGGCUAAGGAUAAAGACAGUAUCCGUGCAUCUAUACUGAAUGAAGCAGUAAUUGUCUUUUCUACUCUGAGUUUCAGUGGAUCAAUGCUUUUUAGUAAAUUAAACCACGGUUUUGAUGUAGUUGUAAUCGAUGAAGCUGCUCAAGCUAUAGAGCCUGCAACACUUGUUCCAUUGGCCAAUGGGUGCAAACAAGUAUUCUUGGUAGGGGAUCCAGUUCAGUUGCCAGCCACAGUGAUUUCACCCAUUGCAGAAAAAUUCGGAUACGGGAUGAGCUUAUUCAAAAGAUUCCAGAUGGCAGGCUAUCCUGUACAGAUGCUGAAAACUCAGUAUCGAAUGAACCCUGAGAUCCGGAGCUUCCCUUCAAAGGAAUUUUACGACGAAGCACUUGAGGAUGGACCUGACAUUAAAGAGCAAACAAAGCGCUCUUGGCAUCAAUACCGCUGCUUUGGUCCAUUUUGCUUCUUUGACAUACACGAAGGGGUAGAGUCGCAGCCCUCAGGAAGCGGCUCUUGGAUCAAUGUCAAUGAGGUCGAUUUUGUCCUCACUUUGUAUGGAAAUUUGGUUAGUAAUCAUCCGGAGCUUAAGACGAGCGACCGGCUUGCUAUUAUUUCACCUUACCGACAUCAAGUGAAGCUCUUCAGAGAAACGUUCCGCGCCACAUUUGGCGUGGAAUCUGAUAAAAUCGUGGAUAUCAACACCGUCGAUGGCUUUCAGGGUCGAGAGAAGGAUGUCGCCAUCUUUUCGUGUGUUCGAGCGAGCAAAGACAGGGGAAUCGGGUUCGUCUCUGAUUUCAGACGAAUGAACGUUGGUAUUACCCGAGCAAGGUCCUCCGUCCUGGUUGUUGGUUCUGCAUCAUCCCUGAAAAGAGACGAGCACUGGAAGAACCUGGUCGAAAGCGCCGAGCAGCGGGAUGUAUAUUUCAAGGUUUCGAAGCCAUAUGCCAACUUCUUCUCGGAAACCAGUCUAAAAUCGAUGGAAUUGAGGGAGUCUAUGCCGGAGAAUCGCCCAGAAGACAUAGAUGGCAAUGUGGCCAUGGAUAUAAAUGCGGGUGGUGUCAUCCACACCCAACUCGAAGAAAACGACUGGGGAGAUGGCGGAGGGGAUUUUGGUCUUGACGGCGGCGACGACUGAAACCAUUACAACUUGUUUAAGGUGCUGCCGUGCUCAAUCCUCCCACAAUCAGUUCAUUCCUUAGCAAUUUUGUCAAGAUUAACGAAUCCUAUGUCUGCCUCUCAUUUUCAUUUUGGUUUUAGUACGUAUAUAUAACGAUGUUACUAUGUCUAAUUGCAAUAGGUACCCUAGUAUGGGAUUAUUGCCAUUUUGAUACCUUUGUUGAUAUGGUAUAUAUCCAUAAUAUUGACCAAUCACAUGACAAAUUUUUUUUCCCGGAUUUAAAUUUUAUGUAAAUAAAUAAAAGUAUUCAUAUC